AUGUCGACAGCAAGAGCAAAGCCCCUCGAGAAGUUCAUCACAGCCAGCUCAAAAUGCACACUUGAGNGUAUGUCACCUCUCAAACAACCCGGCCUACCAAUCCUCAUAUCAUCUCAGGGAACCGCAUACGGCAAAUGUAUUGUUGCCGAAUAUCAAAACGUUCGCAAGGACAUGUGUGCAAAGGAGUUUAUGCAGCUGAAGAACUGUUAUCUAGCAGCGGCAGGAAGGAAACGAUGA
Messenger RNA from Aureobasidium uvarum, 237 nucleotides. The record is from the annotation of a GenBank genome assembly. NCBI's taxonomy places the organism in Eukaryota, Fungi, Ascomycota, Dothideomycetes, Dothideales, Saccotheciaceae.